Messenger RNA from Pelodiscus sinensis (Chinese soft-shelled turtle), 9549 nucleotides. It is a transcript of the gene ITGA2, whose product is annotated as integrin subunit alpha 2. Gene Ontology annotation, molecular function: integrin binding. The record is from RefSeq and is a predicted model, not a curated record. Lineage: Eukaryota; Metazoa; Chordata; Testudines; Trionychidae. Gene Ontology annotation, cellular component: external side of plasma membrane; integrin complex. Gene Ontology annotation, biological process: cell adhesion mediated by integrin; cell-matrix adhesion; cell-cell adhesion.
GUGGGGCCGGGCACUUCUGACGCUGCAGGUUCGCGGCGCUGGAGGCAGGGGAGAGCCUGCGAGGGCGGCGCGGCGGCAGAGCAAUGCGACCCAGGUCCGCUGGCAGCUCAAACUCGCUCGCGGCUCUGCUGCUUCGGUCACAGUGCGGCCGAGCGCACCUUGCAGCGCUAGGAGCCGGGCAGCCCCUGGCUGGGCUUCCCACAGCGCCGCGGCCCGGGGCGAGCUCGCUGCGCAGGAAUCACGGAGCGCGGCGGCAUGUGGCUCUCCCUGCUCCUCCUCAGCCAAGGCAUUCUUUAUAAUUGCUGUGAAGCAUACAACGUUGGGCUCCCAGGAUCAAAAUUGUUUUCUGGUCCUUCAAGUGAGCAGUUUGGAUAUGUAGUUCAACAGUUUAUAAAUCAACAAGGCAAAUGGCUGAUUGUUGGCUCGCCAUGGAGUGGGUAUCCAGCAAACAGAAUGGGAGAUGUCUACGCAUGUCCUGUUGGCUCAUUUGAACCCACAUGUAAAAAACUGAAUUUGCAAACUUUAACAAGCAUCCCAAAUGUUACUGAGAUAAAGGAACAGAUGAACCUUGGUUUGACCCUAAUAAGAAACUCAAAAACUGGAGGAUUUUUGACUUGUGGUCCCUUGUGGGCUCAGCAGUGUGGAAGUCAGUACUAUGCAACAGGAGUCUGUUCUGAAAUCAGUCCAAGUUUCCAGAUCUUAAGAAGCUUUUCACCUGCUCUUCAAAACUGUUCCUCCUUCAUAGAUGUUGUUGUUGUGUGUGAUGAGUCAAACAGCAUUUAUCCCUGGUCUGCAGUGAGUGCAUUUUUGAAAAAAUUUGCCCAAGGCUUAGAUAUAGGCCCCACAAAAACUCAGGUGGGCUUAAUUCAAUAUGGUAAUGAGCCAAGGGUAGUGUUCAACUUGAGUACCUACAAAACAAAAGAUGGUGUUGUUGAGGCAAUGUCACAGACCUAUCAAAAAGGAGGAGACUUAACUAAUACUUUCAAAGCAAUUGACUAUGCAAGACGUCAUGCUUUUUCGCCUGAAUCUGGUGGACGGCCCACAGCCACAAAAGUAAUGGUCGUUGUGACAGAUGGUGAAUCACAUGAUGGCUCACGUUUGAAUGAAGUGAUAACUCAAUGCAAUGAAGACAAAAUAACCAGAUUCGGCAUAGCUGUUUUGGGAUACUUAAUCAGAAAUGAACUCGAUACUAAAAAUUUAAUUAAAGAAAUCAAAGGAAUUGCUAGUCUUCCAACCACAAAGUAUUUUUUUAAUGUGUCAUCUGAGGCCGCACUUUUGGAGGAAGCAGGAACGCUGGGAGAACGCAUUUUUAGCAUAGAAGGUACAGAUCAAGGUGAUACAUUCCAAAUGGAAAUGUCACAAGUGGGCUUCAGUGCAUAUUACUCACAAAGAAAGGAUGUUUUGAUGUUAGGUGCUGUUGGGGCUUAUGACUGGAGUGGGACUGUAGUUCAGGAGACCUCAAACCAAGUGACUACAUUCCCUAGUCAAGUGUUUGAAAAAAUUCUUCAAGACAGAAACCAUAGCUCAUAUUUAGGUUAUUCUGUUGCUGUUAUCUCAACUCAGAACGCUGUCUAUUUUGUUGCUGGUGCACCAAGAUCCAACUAUACUGGCAGAGUAGUGGUUUAUGACAUUGAUAGCCAUGGCAGAGUCACAGUUGUUCAAUCUCAAAGAGGGGAUCAGAUUGGCUCCUACUUUGGCAGUGUGGUAUGUGCAGUGGAUGUUAACAGAGAUUCAGUUACAGAUGUGCUUCUAGUAGGUGCACCAAUGUUCAUGAAUGACCUAAAGAAAGAAGAGGGAAGAGUUUAUGUGUUUUCCAUCACAAAGGGAAUUUUGGAUCAACAAGAAUUCUUAGAAGGCCCGCAAGGGUUAGAAGAUGCUCGGUUUGGAUCUGCUAUUGCAAACCUUUCAGAUAUUGAUUUGGAUGGUUUUAAUGAUGUGAUAGUAGGUGCACCUUUAGAAAAUGAGAACUGUGGAGCAGUUUACAUUUACAAUGGCAAUCUAAGGACAAUACGUACCAAAUAUUCACAGAAAAUUUUAGGUUCAGAUUCUGCUUUUGGACAGCAACUCCAGUACUUUGGAAGAUCAUUAGAUGGCCAGAGAGACUUAAAUGAAGAUAAUAUUACUGAUGUAUCCGUUGGUGCGGAUGGAAAUGUGGUUCAGCUCUGGGCACAAAGCAUUGCAAAUGUGUCCAUAAGAGCUUCAUUUAUUCCUGAGAAAAUCAGUCUCCUGAAUAAGAACACAGAGAUAACUGUCAAAAUAUGUUUCAUUGCCAAGUUUAGACCUGCUCAUAGAAUUGACCAAGUGGAUCUCAGAUACAAUGCAACAUUGGAUGCUGAUCUCCAGUCAUCUAGAGUGACUUCUAGGGGAUUAUUUAAAGAAAAUAAUGAGAGAUAUAUGCAGAAAAAUAUUGUUGUGAGUUCUGCAGAGACCUGUGUUGAGCAUAUCUUUAAUGUACAGGAGCCUUCUGAUGCUGUAAAUUCCCUGAGUCUGCGCAUUGAUAUUAGCCUUAAGAAUCCUGGCACAAAUCCUGUCCUCGAUAUAUACUCUCCUGCCACUGUGGCAUACAGUAUCCCUUUCAUUAAAGACUGUGGUGAGGAUGAACUCUGCAUUUCUGAUCUUGUUCUUGAGGUUCAACAGAAAAUGGAUGAUGGCAAACAGCCUUUUAUUGUCAGUAGCAAGAACAGGAGGCUAACAUUCACUGUGAAGCUGAGGAACAAAAAGGAAAAUGCCUACAACACCAGAAUCCAGGCUACAUUUUCAGAAAACUUGUUUUUCGCUUCAUCAUCUUUACCAGCUGAUGGGACUGAAGUCUCAUGUCAGAUGGUCACGGGCCAUAAAUCAGUCAUUUGCCAAGUCAGCUAUCCUGUUUUUAAAGUGGGACAACAGGUAUCUUUUGAUAUUAAUUUUGAUUUUAAUCUAAAAAAUCUUCAGGAUAUGGCAAAUAUAAGUUUUCAUGCGAUGAGUGAAAGUAAUGAAGAGCGAGAAGCAGACAACCAGGUUUAUCUGUCAAUUCCUUUGCGGUAUGAUGCAGAAAUCCACUUAACAAGGCUUACCAGCAUAAAUUUCUAUGAAGUAUUCUCUGUUAGUAAUAUUCCUUUCACUGUGAAUAAUUUGGAAGAGAUUGGUCCUGCAUUCAAUUUUUCAGUGAAGAUUACAAUGGGAAGCAUUCCAGUAAAGGUGGCUUCUGUAAAAAUCCAUUUGCCAGCGUUGACUAAAGAAAAAAAUCCUCUGAUGUAUCUAACUGCACUGGAUACAGAUCAGACUGGAGGGGUCAGUUGUGAUGCAAAGAUUAAUCCAUUGCAAAUAGGAAAAACAUCUCAUUCCACAUCUUUCAAGAAAGAAAACUUCAGAGCUGCAAAAGAACUGAACUGCAAGAACACUCACUGUAAUACAAUCACGUGCAGUCUGAAAGACCUCACACUGAAAGGAGAAUAUUUUGUAAAUGUGUCUACCAGAAUCUGGAAUAGGACCUUUUCAGCUUCAACUUUCCAGAUGGUACAGCUGACAGCAUAUGCAGAAAUUGAUACACAUAACCCAGAAUUAUUUGUAAUUGGAGAGAAUAUUCUAACUAUCCCAGUGACAAUAAUGAAGCCUGAGGAGAAAGCAGAGGUACCAACUGGAGUUGUAAUAGGAAGUAUACUGGCAGGACUCCUGUUGCUGUUAGCACUGGUUGCUGUUUUAUGGAAGCUUGGCUUCUUCAAGAGAAAAUAUGAAAAAAUGUCAAAGGAUAUAGAAGAUAUUGAUGAAAUUACAGAACUCACAAAGGACAAAGAUUGAAGACAAUGGUGGUGGGAAUGCCAACUUAACCCUCUAAGCCAUAAGCAAUGCCUGUGGUCCAAUCAGAUCUUCAGCUGGAGUGCCUUAAAGUUCAACAACUGUUAAGCUUGGUUUUUAAUGAAUGAAAAUGCUUUUUUAAGGAUGAAAAUAUUUUACAGAUUCUUCUGUAUUUUAAGAGUAACUGCUGGUCAGUUUUUUAUACAAAUAAUUCAUAGUGCGUUUUUUGGUAUAUUUUUGCCUUUGGAACAGGCAGGUCUGGGGUAUGCACAUUGCAACAGGAAUACCACUCCUAUUCCAUAAAGAGCAAAAUAGAGUAACUGUUUUCAGAUUAUUCUGGAACAGUAUCAGUCCAAGGUAAUAGGCUCCUCCGUUCUGAUAAGAAUGAGUUUUUCUACUAAUUAAAUGAUCUAGAUGAAAUCACUGCAUGAUGAUUAUUCAUUCAGGACAGGGGAAAGAAAAGGCCAGUUUACUGUUUAUUAGCUACAUUUUGAUUGCCUCACAUUUCCCAUCAAGUCUGAGUCUUAACGAAUCCAUAACAUUACAGGUCGCCCAUGUUAUAAAAUGGGCAAUGCAUCCUGAUUUGGGAAUGAAGAUUCCAGACUACACCCUAAUAUAGAAUGUCUGAAUGGGAACACUGUACCAAAGUACACCACCAUAUUCCUUUCACUAGUGACAAAAAUUAAUGUUUACACUAUAUGGCAUUUUGAAAAUACUUCUAAACGAGACAUGCUUUGUAUGUUUUGUCUCUUUUAGAGACAGAAGAUCUGAAUUUGAAUACCUGCUGUGGCUUGCUGUCGUUAUUAAGUGCUACUGUGACAGUUUUCAAAUUCUCAGUACUGUACUACAGUGGAUUUAAAUUUUACUUUUCUGAACUCUUGUCUUGUGCCAUUUUCCAUCUAACAAGGGGGAAAAAACAGGCCUAUAUUAUUAAUAAAAAUAAUUUCUUAUACUUUUAAAUGUAGAUGGCAUUUUUCUGUACUCCAAAAAAACAAUGCUGAACUACAAACCUUUAUUUGGAUUCAUAAUCCUUACUCACAAAAGUUACCCCACAGACUACAGGCAUAAGUAAGAAGAUACAAGAUUUUGCCUUAGUUCAGUAGCUGACAAUAAGAUUUGAGUGAAAGAAAAUGUGUGGUGUAAUAUAAGGCACAGGAAAAGCUAAGUAACAUGCAGCUUAUCUGACAAAGAACAGUGAAAGAUCUGUUCUAUACUGGUGCUUGUACCACACUCCUCAUCAUCAUGUCUAAGUGCCUUUCAGUGGUGCAUUAAGCAGCAUGACUAUUGUCACAUGCUGUUUGAUCUUAUAUCAUUGAAGAACUUUUAAAUAAGUAACUUGUUUUGUACAACUUAAAAUACUGUAAUGGUUUUGAAAAAAGUUUUAAGAGAUAAAAAGGAGAUUUUAUUCAGGUGGCCCUAUGUUAGGCCUUUUCAUUUACAUAGUAUUUUUCUAUUUAAGUGACCUUGAAUUAUAUACCUUUUGCUUUAACACAAAAUCUUUGAAUUGUAGGUUUUGAAAACUAAGAAUGUCCAUGUUUAAAAAACCCACACUAGGCAGGUUAGCUGAGGUAACUGAAAUUUUGGCUGCCUGACUUUCAUGACAAGCAGUUACCUCACUAGCACAUUGCCUAUUAUGAUAGGAUUUUCUUUACACAUUCUGGAUUAUAUAUAAGGUGGUUUUUGACUGAAGCAAUUAUUUGAAAGGUGUAAAAUUGUCAAAGGGACCUAAAUCCCAUUUUCAAAAGAUUCUUAUGCACUUGGUUGUUCUGUUGAUAUCCAAUUAGAUUUUAGGCAAAGAUUUUUACAAGUACCACUUUCUUCUAUGAAUGUGAAAAUCAAUGGGACCAAGGCUCCCAUAUCACUUAGAAGCUUUAUAAAAAAUUACCUGUAGCCUCCUAAGGGCCCCAAGUCACUUUUGAAAAUUGGACUUAGGCUCCUAAAUCACUUUUGCACUUUUGAAAAUGUUUUCCUAAAGCUGUUUUUCUCAGUAAUUAGUAGCCAGAUAAGGCACCAAUAUUCCUGGCUGCUUUCAGUCUAUUGAGUGUCUAUUUUAUAAGGUUUUUUAUAUUUUCAUAUUAUAUUUGAAAGUGAUAUGUUGAAAGACAAUCUGGAUCUCAAACUCAACAAUUAAAUACAGUUGCCACUAGUUGUUUGUAGCCAAACCGAGGUUUUAAAAAAGUUCUAAAUCUAAACAAUUCAUUCAGGAACAAAUUUCUGACUUGCAGUUAACCCUGGCUGCAUCGACUUGUACAUGCAACCUAAGACUGAAGAUGAAAAUUGGUCUCCUUCCUCAAUUUUUUUUUAACAACCUAAAAAAAUUAUUGCAGCCAUACUGUUCCUGCAAAAUGUUCACAUAUAAUUAGUGAAGUGUAUUCAAAAGCCAGAGGAUGGAUUUAACAAUGCAGUGCAUGGUAAAAUUUUUCAUUUCAUGUGCCUUUUGGUGGUACAUAUGAUGGAAACCAGGAAGGCUGCCAGUUUUCAUUGUCAGUCAGAAGUUAAAUAUGUAGAUGACUAUAGUACAUCCAGGGUUUUAGGUGAGGUACCAGCUUACUCAGUAGGCAGUGAGUGAUUACAUUCUCUUUUCUUGACUGGGUUUUCCAUUGUCCCAGAGGCAAUAGGAUUUUUUACUUAGCAUAGAAACAGUAUUGCUCUCAAAACUACAAGGAAAGCACAGAAUAAAUGGGCUUUUGUUCCUGUCACUUAGCCAUUUCAUGUUAAAAGUUUGAUGGGUUUGUUUGGAUUUUUAUGUGUAUUUUUUAUUACUUAGUUAAUUCCAUUUUAUGAAAAGUAAUUUUAUUGCACUUCUGGGUGCGCAUAGCUUCAAAAUAAUGCAGAAAAUGUGAUGUAUAUUUUGUAUUGUAUAGAACAGUUUGGGGGGAUAGUUUUUAAAACAGUGUUAAGAUGUUUAAUUUUAUCUCUGUGUUCUUUUGAGGUGCUGGGCUUUGAUUCUAAUCUUGCUUCUAACAGCAUAAUUCAGGAGUAACUCUGAAGAAACCAAAAAGAGUUACACCAUAUGAUACUGCUGAGAGGUCUGAAUAUGAUUGACUGAGGUUUAGACAAUAUAAGCAAAGUCCUUUGUAAAUCUCAUAAAUUCAUCUCAUAGAAGACUGAAUGCUGCCAAGAGGGAAUGUGAGAUAAAGGUUUACUACAAAUAAUCACAUACAGGACUCAGAACUAGACUGUAAACUGUGGGGCAAAGAGCAUAUGUUAUGUGCUUGUCUAUUUAUGGGCAGAGGCCCUAGAGUCCUGUUGCACAAAUGAUAAAUAUUACUGUUUUGUUACAAGUCUGAAUAUGGAAUAAGUAAUAAAAGCAGGGCUUUGAAGAGUGGAAAGUACUACUAGAAGCCAUUAUACAAGAUGCAGGUAAAUAGUUCUUUGUUACAGUAGCAGAAUCCUAAGGAUAUAAUAUUGCAAGGUGCUGUCAACUAGAAGUUGAGACUACUAAGAGGCUGGGUCUUAGCCUUACUGGCUUUAACCACUGGUGUAACAACACUGUUAAGCUGUUACUCUGGUAGAAGUCCUAGUUUGCAACGAGGCAGAUAUGUAUAUGAGGAUGUUGCACCAGUAGCUAUAUUAGUGUAGCUAGUUCCCACAUGCUCUCUCCACUCUAAAAUUACAACUUCACAACUUCUUUUCCAUCCCAUUUUGGACCAAUCUGUAGUCUUCCCUCUCCAACUUGACUGUUGAGUAAUCCUCAGACCCUAUGCUCAGCUACGUCAUUCAGUAUGGACCUAGCUUCUCCAGACUCAAGUUUUCCUGUAGUCACUGCUCACCCGUAACUAGAUUCACACAUGAUGGAAAACAGCAGUCAGUGGCAUUUCACAAACAACAUUUGGGAGAUAGGAACAACCAUUUAUGCCAACUUGGCCUGCCUCCUAGUAGUCACUGUCUUUAUGCAGCACAUCACUCCCUUAUGGGAAAUCCUCCAGUCCAUCACUCAAGAACUAGCUAGUUUCAUAAGGUUUAUCUGUCAUUCCUAAAUUGCAUAUGAAAUAUUUUACUUUCUUCUUAACAGAUUCUGGCUAUAUAAAACAACAUUCCUAGAGCAAAGAAUCAAAUGAAUUUAAAAGUACAACACUUAUACAUAAGAUGAACCAAGCCUCUUUACAUAAAGUUGCACCUUUAUACCAGUCUGGAGAUGAUGUAGAAUUAUGAAGCCUAAUUGAUUAAGCUGGGUGACUCAGUCAGUAUUACCACCCAGUUUUUGCACUUGAAAGAGCACCAAAUGAAAAUAAAGGUAAAUAAAAUCAAAUAUCAGCAAAUACCACAAGUUUAUCAAGCUAAACACUUCCCUAUUUCACUACCUUUUAAACAUAAUGAACUCUAGUAAUAUGCUGUUCUCACUGAGAAAUGCAGUUAAGAUUUAAAAUCUUCUAUGUUGACAUUUCUGCCCUCUACUAGAUGUAUAUUUUGCACUCUGAUACAGAAUGCCAUAGCACCUAAUGUGCUGGAAGGGGUUUUUGUUUAAUAAUAAAAAUAAAAGGAAACACUGCUUUAUGGGUACUUUCAAAUAAAAACUUGUUUCUGAAAAGUACAUACUGUAAUACUGUUGUAUGUGUGACUACCAGACUGACAAUCUUUACAAAACUGAGCUCAAAAUAUUUAAAUGGACAUCAGUACAUUUCUCAGGUUUUUUAAUAUAUACAUUUUACAACUAUUUGUGUUAGCUGUUUCACUCUUUUUUUCUGUCCUGUUUGUGUGGGACUUUCACAUAAUUAAUUAGAAGCAGAUUCAAAAUGUAGGUAAAUGUGUAAGCAAAACCACAAAAACUGGUAGAAUAGCUAUGUGGGAAAGGUAAUACUUUUAACUUUAAAAUAAUUCAAAGUUGGCUGUGUCCCUUUAACCAGCUAGAACUGAGUGUGUAUACUGUAUUUCACAACACAUGUUGAAUUCAGGGCAGGUGAAUGUAGAACUCAAGAUUUUGGUCCCCUAUCAUCUACCUGUAGUUGUUUCUCUACUGACAUCUACUGGAUAGAUCCUGAUCCACAUCUCCACACCAUCCAUUAUUUUGUAACAAUCUCCCAGCAUGCAACUGAUGGGUUAAAAAUCAACCUUAAACCACUUUAGAAAACAUAAGGGAAUAAUAUGAGGGCCAGAGCAACACUAAGAAGUUGCUCUAGUAUUAAGCUAUAGAUGAUUAUCUAAAGUACAUGUUUAUACUCUCAAAUAGUGCAAGUCAAGAAGUGAGAAUUAUUUUCUCUAAAGUAGUUCUGCCAUCAAAUCCUGACUCUACAAACCAACAGCUUGUGUUCUACAAAUUGUUCUCUGUGGCCUUGCAUUUUCCUGGAGAAAAACCAUCUCAGCAACAUACUAUCACAGCCAUACAGAAAAAGUGUAUGUAACCUGGCUUAAAAGAUUUUUUUCCCCCCAAUGACCACCAAGGAUUGAGUUACAUAUAGCAACAGGAGAGCUGAUGAUCUUAAUGAGCUCUCCUGGUUGCAGUUACUUACGUUGGUUGCAGUAUUUGUCUUGCUAUUUCCAGCAGUGAAUUGCACAGGUUUCUAGCACAUCACCAUAACAUAAUAUACUUUAUGGUUUAUUUGCUGCAUAAAAUAGUAUUUCCUCUCAUUAAUGUUGUUGUACUAUUUUAGCUGGGUGUCCCUUUGUCAUAUUAUGAAAUAGAGACAAAAGAACGACUGAUCAAGUUUCAAUGUUCUUCAUACGAUAUUUGAAUGGCUGUCUUUACUGUAACUCCCAUAAACUUUAACUAUAUGGCUGUGUCUACACUGGCAUGAUUUUGCGCAAAUACUUUUAACGCAAGAGUUUUUGCAUUAA